Messenger RNA from Vicia villosa (hairy vetch), 711 nucleotides. RefSeq lists its product as uncharacterized. The transcript is spliced from 5 exons. The record is from RefSeq and is a predicted model, not a curated record. NCBI's taxonomy places the organism in Eukaryota, Viridiplantae, Streptophyta, Magnoliopsida, Fabales, Fabaceae. Bases 222 to 575 code for a protein of 117 amino acids.
CCACUUACUUCUCUGCAUAAUUCACUCCUUCAUUUAUUUCCAUGUAAAGGUAAUCUUUCAUCUAUGAUCUAUUCUUUCUCUUCCAAUGUUUUAUUUACGAGAAAUUGAUCCACAAUUUCCGGUGAUCUUUAGUUUGUUCUUAAAGGCUGAUUUUCUUUUUCAUUAUUGACACAUUCACUAACAUGUGUUGAAGAUUUCAGGCGGUAGAAACUUGUAGGAGGAUGGCAUGUGAUUAUUUUAACAAGAUUCAAGAAAUCACAAUUAUAUCAACUAUGAUUUCCUUGAUUAAACAUAUAAGCGUUCUACAAGCUUUUCGAUCACAAAGAGAUAUUCAAGUACCAAAGAGUAGAGCCAACAACAUUACGUGGAUCAGAGUGCAAUGUCCUCCUCAGCGUAAUGGUAUAGAUUGCGGUUAUUUCAUCUUGAGGUUUAUGAAAGAAACUCUUCUUUUGGAUCAAAUAGAGAUUCCAUCCACGUACUUUGAAGAAUUCAAGUGUGCUCAUUACUCAAAAGAUCAAUUGGAUGAACUUAUGGAAGAAUGGUGUCAAUUCAUUAUGGAGUUGAGAAUUUUAUAAGGUUAUAGGUGCAGCUGUAGAAGAUAGAGCUAACAAGUUCAUUGUUGUUGUUUUUUAGAAAUUCUCGAAGAUAGUAAUAUGUAGAUUUAACAUAAAUUUAGCAUUUUAGAAUUUUCUAGUAGUAUCAUCAAUUUUC